This is a messenger RNA of Acanthoscelides obtectus, 2549 nucleotides long. The record is from the annotation of a GenBank genome assembly. Lineage: Eukaryota; Metazoa; Arthropoda; Insecta; Coleoptera; Chrysomelidae.
CUAAAAUCGGAACUGUUCCUUUUUCAAAAUUUGCAAAUCUUUUUAAAAAUCAAAACACCCUGGAAUAAACUAAUCCAACGGUAGAAUAACCGACGUGUGUGCAAUCGUGCAUUUGGUCACGUAGGCCACUACUGGGCGUCGACGGUAAAAAAAACGUCGGCUCCAGUGGCAGUUGGCGUUUGCACCGCUACCGCUAACGGCAAAUUGACCGAUCGUUUAUUUGUCCGCCUAAUGUGUAAUCUCUAAUCUACUCCAGAGCGCCACUGCUGAAUCGGCGGCGACGGUCAAAUGUCCGCCGCGGCAAAAUCCGUCGUGUGUGCAACCGGCCUAACGUGCAGCUCCCACUGCUUCACACGUGGGGUCAACUGAGACCUGACAAGGCGCAACAUAGGAAAUCUGGUAACGUUUUUCGUGGUAGAAAAACGGCCGGCAACACUGUCAAUAUUGAUAGUGUCACUUGUCCCUCAUACGUCUUUCUUCAACGUCACCGCUCACCGCUGUCAAGCUGCCAUUUUUUCCUUUACCGCCAAAGAUGUGCCGAAGUGUGAAGUGGUUUGGAACAAUGCUGCUUCAUAAUAAUAUAGUUUCUGUCGCUCAUUUUUCAAGAUUGGAGUGGCUUAAAAUAAUACAGGUAAACCAUGGGUGAUGUUAACAGUGAAGCUGCUGAAGACCGGGAAUUCAACGUCGUCAACAAGGACUCGUUAAAAUUAUCAUGCACCUGUCAUAAUUGCAAUAAAUUACUGAAUGUCGAGCCUGUCUAUUUGGUUAAGGAAUCAGAAAAUGACAAUGCAAAUAUGUCCCUUACAGCCCAGAUUUGCGGUAGAUGCAAACAUGUGUUAAAGAAGUACCCCAAGGAGAAACAGUUGCGACAGUACGCGUACGAAAAUUUGGCACGAUUUUUGACUUAUCCAUGUUCCAACAAAAAGUCUGGAUGUACUGAAAUAUUGAAAUGGGACACUGUUUUGGAUCAUGAAAUAAUUUGUGAAUUCCAAAUGGUGGCAUGUCCUUUAUACUAUGAUGAUAUUUUUCCUAUCAAUAAAUGCAACUGGAAGGGAAAUGUUAGAAGCCUGAAUGAGCAUAUCAAACACACACAUAAGGAACAUAUAGUGGCAGCUCCAUGUUUUAGCUGGGCAUCUCCAAGACUAGAAAAUUCAAUAUUUUUUACACAUGUGGGAUGCCACUUAGUUACUGUGGUUGUUAAGUUUGAAGGUGAAGAUAAAUAUUAUUGCUUAAUAAUGAUAAAUGGGAAUGAUAUUGAGAGUCAGUGUUUCCGCUAUCAAUUAGAAUUGUUUGACGACAGUAAAGAAAACUCAAUUAUCUUACGGAAGGCUAAACUAGAACCACUAGGGUGCAUGUUGGACAACCUCAGAAAUCCUGAGGCUAUGUUGGAAAUAGAUAUAAGGAAAGUUAAAGAGAUGCUAAAAAAUACAAAAAGUAUUUUUGGGAGAUUUGGAAUUGUAAAGAAAAAAGUAAAGGAAAUUAUGCAAAUAAUUGGAACUAAAGAUCAUAACCUUUUAAAUGGAUAUGUAACCGUAAAAGAUAGGGAACCUGAGACAGAUGUUAGUAACUUGCUGCAGUUAGAUGAAACAUUGUUGCAAGAACUAGAAUGCCCUAUUUGUAAUGAAUACAUGGUGCCACCCAUUUUUAUUUGUGCCGCAGGUCAUAGCAUUUGUAGUGAGUGCAAAAACAAAAUUCAACUAUGCCCAAACUGCAGAUGUCCAUUGUCUAACGCAAGAAACUUCACAUUGGAAAAGCUGACUACCAAGGUUCCAUAUCCGUGUCGCAACCGGGAGAUUGGUUGUGCUUUCAUUUCCACCUCCAAUAAAAUUCGCAGCCAUGAACUUGGUUGCGAACUAACAGAAACCACUUGCAUCAUGGGAUCAACAAGGUGAUCAGCAGAAAACUGUUCACAAGGGUGAGUGAAACUGAUGCCCAAGACUUCAGUUUCGAGUCUUUUCCUACGUUGUCUAUACAAGCCAGCUUACCCAAGUUCUUUGUAAAUAUUUCCUACAAUUCCGUAAUAUAUUUAACUAAGCUCCGAAAAGGUAGUAUCAAGCCUCCAAAUUCAUCAUGGGCUAUUUUGGAUGUUAGAAAUAAAACUACACAUCACAUUUUUAUGAUAUCGCUUUUUUGACACUGGUAUACUCAUAAAUCAUACAUAAAUUUUGGAUGGACCUCUUUCGUCAAUUACACUUCGACCUGAAUUCCUGUAUGGAAAAACGUCCAAAUAUGCUAGAAUAGCAAUACUUGCCUAAAAUCAUCAAGGCACCGGAACAGCAUUUCCGUCCUUUAUUUUGCAUUCAGGCAUGCAGGACUACCUUGUCAUAGUGAAUCAGCCUGUCUGUCCAUCGACUACCUGGAUAGUUAUGGUACAGGAAGUAUAUUCGCAUCUGCUUAAAAAUAUAUUUUGAUUUUUCUUUUGUCGCAUAAUCUUAUUAAAAAAGGCCCCUUUUAAUAAAUCUGCGUGUUGCCAGACCUAAAAUUGCGUCAAAAAAUUGUUGUUUUUUUUCUAUUAAGGUUGUGCAAAGAUCCUAAUCAGAAUAUUUUUU